Messenger RNA from Sabethes cyaneus, 801 nucleotides. RefSeq lists its product as uncharacterized. The record is from RefSeq and is a predicted model, not a curated record. Bases 1 to 474 code for a protein of 157 amino acids. The transcript has 4 exons. Lineage: Eukaryota; Metazoa; Arthropoda; Insecta; Diptera; Culicidae.
AUGUUGUGUUCGUGCUGUUCCUGUGGCAGUAGCAGAGAUACGAAAAUUAGUGACAACAGCAGCCGCAAUCCGUACGGGCAGGACGACGGAAACGUAACAGAGAAACACUACGGUUGCUACAAGGUGGGCAUCCUAUUUGCCAUCGUCAUCAUUCUGCUGCUGUUGAUUGGUUGCGUUCCGGUGUUUUUCCUUACCCACAACAACAAUUUGAUUCUGCUGAUCCUGCUGGUGACGUUGAUUCUGAUCGGUAUCGUUACGUACGCUUACUUCCGGUGGCAGCGUCGGCGCGCGUUACAAAUGCGGCGCAGCUACGAGAUCCAGAAAAUGAAUCUUACGCGUACGACCGUCAAACGGCCGGAAGCAUCUAUGGUAGGACAGAAACAGGCUAACCCAAUGGCGACGAUGGCUAAAACCGACCUAGACAAUGGUAGCCGGAAUACCGCGACGAAUCAACCGCGGUACUCAUUCAUUUGAAUUAUGCCAGCCAAUGCAAUUGGUGUUGUGCAUGAACGGAACCGUACAACAAUACUCGAAAUUUCACCAGUGAGUGUGUUAAAUGCCAGCUAUUCACAAUCACACCAAAUAUGCAGCACAGCAAAUGAAAAGCCUAAUGAACAGCAUCGUGGAAUGUACAGCGCAGCGAAAAAAUAUAUCGAAAGUCAAUUUAAUGUUACCGCCUCCGCAAAGCCACAUUUUAAUUGUGGAAUUUUUCACUCUAUAAUUAUUCUGGCAAAGCGGGUUCCCGAUGGGGUAGAAUGUACUGACGAGGUCCAGGACCGAACAUUCCUGCUGCUCGUCAGA